AUAAUCAAAUAUAAAUGGUUAAUAUUGCUGUUUAUCAUGGCUAAGAAAAAGUCUCUCGUUUCUUCAAAGGGAAAACCAAAUAAAACUUUGCAACAGAAAAAGAACAAGAAAAAAACUAACAAUCUUCCAUCGAAGUUCAGGAGAAAGAAAAGAAGAGACGAAGAGGCUGAUGAGUUUGUUGAGGUGGAAACUGAUGGACUCUAUAAUCAUGAACAAGAUGAAGAUUUAAGACAUCAUAAUGAUGUUGAUGAUGAUGAUGAUGAUGUUGACGAUGAGGCUGGACUUUAUACCAGAGGACUUGUCACUCAACACAUCAAAAAGAAGAAAAAAUCAGGAGGAUUUCAAUCUAUGGGCUUAAGUUUCCCAGUGUUUAAAGGAGUUAUGAAGAAAGGCUACAAACUUCCCACACCUAUUCAAAGAAAGACAAUACCAGUAAUUAUGGAUGGGAAGGAUGUGGUGGCCAUGGCACGUACAGGUUCUGGUAAAACUGCAGCCUUCUUGAUACCAAUGUUUGAAAGACUCAAGGCCCAUUCAGCUAAGGUUGGCGCUAGAGGACUUAUCCUAUCACCAACCCGUGAGCUGGCCCUCCAGACCCUGAAAUUCACCAAAGAGCUGGGAAGGUUUACUGGCUUGAAGGCUGCUGUUGUGCUAGGUGGAGACAGUUUGGAAGGUCAGUUUGCUGCAUUGCAUGGAAAUCCAGAUAUUAUUGUAGCCACUCCAGGACGGUUUCUUCAUGUUGUGAUGGAAAUGGACCUGAAACUUACAUCGGUGGAAUAUGUUGUGUUUGAUGAGGCUGACAGGCUCUUUGAGAUGGGGUUUGCCCAGCAACUUCAUGAAAUCCUGAACCGUCUUCCAGACUCCAGGCAAACUCUUUUGUUUUCUGCAACUCUUCCAAAGCUACUGGUGGAUUUUACCAAAGCAGGCUUGACUGAUCCUGUGCUUAUAAGACUGGAUGUUGACUCCAAACUUAGUGAACAGCUUAAGCUGGCUUUCUUUUCGGUGAGAUCAGUCGAUAAACCAGCUGUGCUAUUGCACAUUCUUCAAAACGUGAUCAAACCAAGUGAACAGACCCUUAUAUUUACGGCUACAAAGCAUCACGUAGAAUACUUGAAGGAGCUGCUAGAUAUUGCUGGAAUAGAGAGCUCCUUUGUUUACAGCACCCUGGACCAAACAGCAAGAAAGAUCAACAUUGGCAAGUUUCAACACAAGAAGACGAACGUGAUGGUUGUUACCGACGUGGCCGCUCGAGGAAUUGAUAUUCCCAUGUUAGACAACGUGAUCAACUAUAACUUCCCAGCCAAACCGAAGCUUUUUAUUCAUCGAGUAGGUCGUGUUGCAAGAGCCGGUCGAAGUGGGACAGCUUACUCCCUUGUGAGCGGUGAUGAGCUAGCCCAUAUGGUGGAUCUUCAUCUUUUCCUUGGUCGACCGCUAAAGUUUGCUGGAAAGGACUCGCAGGCUCAAGAUGAUGGGCUUAUAGGUACGGUUCCUCAGCUGCUCGUAGAUGACGAAGAUAAUUUUAUGAAAACGGCGCACGACAAAUCACAUGACUUGGUUUCUCUUCGACAAGUUGCUGCUAAUGGAUACAAGCAGUACAUCAAAUCCAGGCCGAAUGCUUCAUCAGAAUCUGUGAAGAGGGCGAAAAAGAUUGAUACUGGCGCGCUUUCUAGUCAUCCUUUAUUCAAGUUAUCCUCCAAAGAGGCGACAUCUACCAAGGUCGACAUUUUGGAUGGUGUGAAGAACUUUAGACCUAAACAGACUAUUUUUGAGAUUGGUUCAACAUCAAAAUCUACGGCACAAUCCAUUAUGAUGUCAAAACGAAAACGUCACAGUGACGUAAUUCAAAGAGCUCGGCGGCUGAAACUAGAUGAUUUGACCUCUGAUCAGGGGAGGGGUGGUGGUGCCGAACAAGAGCCCGAGGAGACCGGUCCAACUACAGAUGAAAUCCAAGGAGUUUUCGCAACUGUGUUUGAUCCUAGCCAGAAAAAGAAGCAUAAAGGGUCCAAGUUUGAUCCUGAAGGCCUUGUCAAAAAUUUCAGAGACGAGAAUUACAUUCCCCAUACCGCUGCGGAUCACCACGGAGAGAAAGGACUUGGGCUUGGCUUGAAGUCGUUUGAAAAGGACGUAUCUGGCGCUGUUAUGGAUAUACAAGCUGACGAAGCUGAAGGAAUGCGACAGGCUAAGACAAUCAAAAAAUGGGAUCGUAAAAGGAAAAAUUUCGUUGGUGAGGAUGGAAAUGUAAAGAAAAUCCGAACUGAAAGUGGCAUUAGGAUUCCAGCUUCCUACAGAAAAAACAUCUACCGGGACUGGUUACAAAGACACAAGAUGGACGUUCCCGGAUCCGAAGAUCGUGAGGAGAAUGGAGCGAGACCGGAAUAUAGAAGAGGCAAGAAAGGUAACAGUGGAAGCAAAUACUCGGCCAACAGGAAAGGAGUGGCGGGGAAAAGCUUCAAACCGCGUGGGAACGAACUAAAAUCCAAGGAACAAAUACUUAAAGCUCGACACAGGAAGCAACAAACUAUGCAGCGGCAAAAUAGAGGAACACAGAAGGGAAAAGGCGUAAAAGGAAAACCGGGCAAAAAAAAAUGAAGGCGGGGAAUUAGCGACGUUUCCGGCGCCUUUUCGUGGAACCAUCGGAAGCCGUCCAAGGAGUUACCGCUUAAUAUUCUCCAAUCAUAAUCGGCUACGUGUUUUGGAAGUUGUAACUCGGUCUAUGAUAAACUCUAUGCUCAUUUCAGGUUCAGUAAAAACCGUGGGCACCAGCAGUAGGUCAUCGAUUGCGUUAAAAAUGAGUUGGCUUGAACUUCGUCGACCAAACGAACUGAACAGUCGACGGUACACGAAUACAACUUUGUGGAAGGGAAUUAGUGCGCAGAAUCUUGAAAGCGGAAGUCUGUAGCAAUUAAUAUUUUUCCACUUUUAAACCGAAUAUCCUAAUAUCUUAUUCUGGUCAGUAUCUCUCUUGUUCAUCUUAAAGAUAUUUCAGAUUGAGACAACUUGGGGUCAAGUUUGAAACAUCUUUUUCGUUGGUUAAUUUUUCUUCUCUAUUUUGAUACGUGCUCGAAACGCAUCUUUAACGACUUCACUGUAGAAUGGUUCAUCAAUUUUAAGGUCAUUUCUGGUCAUUUUGCAUAGUGAUUUUACUUCAGCCCCUGAAGGGAAAGGAACAAGAGCGGACCCGACAAAGGAAAACUUAAAUUGCGUAGAUUGGUCUUCCUUUCUCUGAUAACCACCGAACCACGCUGACCUCUCGGUAUUGUUUUGCGAGAAUGAAUAAAAAACGUUGCGAACUGCUGCGAAAACGGAACUUUAAAGAAUUUUGUACUCUUCAUACAAGGAUCUUGUACUUUUCCUUGCAAAUUUGUCCCAGUUCCUCUCACGUUAAAUCAUAACCGGAAUUUUUAAUUUCAAUAUUGGAUAUGUUAUUUAUUAAUAUACUACCUUAUUGCCCCUAUAAACUUGUUUUCCAUAAAAAUCGGUGUUUUUUGAUCGGUAAUACCAAUAGGAGUGAACGAAUACACACAAGUCCUCCAGUUCUCUGUUUUUCGGUCAGAACAUGACUAAAGUAACUUUACAGCAUAAUAGUAGUAUCCUCUAGUGAGACGAAACCUUUGAAUUAAAAGUUGAUUGGUGGGUGAGAUAUUUUGGAGAUAAGAUUAACUGAAAUAGAACGAGGAUGAAUUACAGAUGGAUUAAAGUUGCACGCCUGAAGACUUAUCUUCUCGUAUGAGCCAAAAAAACGUGAGUUGUCUCUUUUAAUAUGCUAGCGUUAGGAAAUUCUCUAAUGCAAAGCAGUUUGUAGAUAACAUUUAGCCUUGCAAUUUUUUUUGCUAUUUUUAUUUAUCUUUAAAUCUCGUAAUGUUGGCCAUUGUUGCAUGUUUUGGUCGAAAGCGGAUAUCUCGUGUGACGUACGUUUCAAUUUUCUCUAUUAGCAUACUUAAAACUCUCCCAGUAAACAAACAUUACGAUAAAAAAGAAGCGUGGGUUUAAAUCAUUAGCAAGUAUGUUCGUAUUGAAACCGACACAGAUAAAUAAAGGAGA
Molecule: messenger RNA, 4038 nt
Organism: Pocillopora verrucosa
Lineage: Eukaryota; Metazoa; Cnidaria; Anthozoa; Scleractinia; Pocilloporidae
Product: ATP-dependent RNA helicase DDX54
Cellular component (GO): nucleus
Molecular function (GO): ATP binding; RNA binding; RNA helicase activity
Source: RefSeq, a predicted model, not a curated record